CACCAGCUACGCAAUCUUUGACUAUCUCCAAACAAAACACAAAUUAUUCACACCACCGCCACAAUGUCCCUCCGCAUAGCCCCGCCGGCCGCCCACCCAACCUCAACCAGCAACACGACGACCCGCACGCCCUCAGCGCACGUCUCGCUUCCUCACCCAUCGAAGGGCGCCCCCUCCGCACCGGGACUGCCCGACACGCUCCGGAACAACCUGACACUACCCGCAGCCCGGGGCCCGCCGUCGGCGCAGACGGCGACGCCCAGCUCGGCCCACCCGCUCGAGGCGCGCCUGCUGGCCUGGCGGGCGACCCAGGAUGCCCUGAAGAUGGAGUCGCUGCGGCGGGCGUACGGCAUCGCCGAGCCCAUCCGCCGCGGCAUGGAGCUGAAGAUCGUGCGGGAUGGGUCGUUCCGCCCCGCCGUCAUUGGGGGUACGCAGAACAACGUGCAUGAGGAUAUCUUGGUGCUUGGAGGACGGGAUGCCGAGGUCGGGUGGGAGGAUAUCUUUAAGGGCGACGAGUUCCGUGAACCCCCGACUUUCCAUGAUGAGAUGGAGAAGAGAUUGCGUAUGGAUUAGAGCAUAGAUUUGGUUGAUCGGGAUUAGGGUUGAGGGUAUUCGUGCUAUGGUAUCUUUCUUUAGGUUUCUAUGUUCUUCAACGGUUCUACUGAAUGGGAUUGUGUUUCAGAUUCUGAAUGAAGCGGUGGUGCAGUCAGCGUUGGUGGCAGUAGCCUCUCACAGUAGAAAAUGGACUAGCAGUCAUCC
Molecule: messenger RNA, 759 nt
Organism: Aspergillus aculeatus ATCC 16872
Lineage: Eukaryota; Fungi; Ascomycota; Eurotiomycetes; Eurotiales; Aspergillaceae
Product: proteasome maturation protein
Exons: 3
Coding region: 64-573 (169 amino acids)
Biological process (GO): proteasome assembly
Cellular component (GO): nucleus; cytoplasm
Source: RefSeq, a predicted model, not a curated record